GCCCGUCACUUCCGGCCGGCCCGCGGCGACCGCUCCCUGUCAGGCAGCCGGUUCGCCCCUGGGCGGGCCCGGACGGGCUGCCUUUCAAUGUCGGAGGCCGGCGCCCGGCAGCGCCCGCUCGCCGAACCCGAGCACUGUCCAUGCUCAGGGCUCCCGGCCGCGAGCACCAUGGCGUCCCGGCCUGCGCGUCGCCUGCCGCCCAGACGCGGAGGCUCAGCCUGAGGCUCCUGAGGAACCGGGGUCGCGGCCGGGUCCUCCGCUCCCAUCCGUCUCCCAACUCCCGCCCCCACCCCGCCCCUGGGGCUCGGCCGUCGGGCGCUCGACGCUCGACUGCGCGGCGGAUCGACGCCCUCGGCGCUCCGGCAGCGGAAGUGAGGGCGUUGGCGGCGGGGCGGCCGCGGCCAGGGAGCCCUUGGUCGAGCGCGGGGCCCUGUCCGUGCGGGCCUGCAGAUUACUUCUGUAGCUUGACCUCUGCUUUCCUCAACAAGCAGAAUGUCUCGAUCACGACAACCCCCCCUUGUGACAGGCAUCUCUCCAAAUGAAGGAAUCCCGUGGACAAAGGUCACGAUUAGAGGAGAAAACCUGGGCGCUGAGCCAGCUGACCUCAUAGGUCUGACAAUUUGUGGGCACAAUUGCCUUCUGACAGCAGAGUGGAUGUCUACAAGUAAAAUUGUAUGUCGCGUGGGACAGGCCAAGAACGACAAAGGAGACAUUAUUGUCACAACCAAGUCAGGUGGCAAAGGAACCUCCACAGUCUCCUUCAAGCUGCUCAGACCUGAGAAAAUAGGUAUUUUGGAUCAGUCUGCUGUGUGGGUUGAUGAGAUGAAUUACUAUGACAUGCGCACUGACAGGAAUAAAGGGAUUCCUCCCUUGUCCCUGCGUCCUGCUAAUCCACUCGGCAUCGAGAUUGAAAAAGGUAAAUUUCCCCAGAAGGACUUAGAAAUGCUGUUCCCUGGAAUGAGUGCUGAUUUUACAAGUGAGAACUUUUCGGCUGCCUGGUACCUCAUAGAGAACCACUCCAACGCCAGUUUUGAACAGCUCAAAAUGGCCGUCACCCACCUGAAGAGGCAGGCUAACAAGAAGAGCGAGGGCAGCCUGGCGUGCGUGAAAGGGGGGCUCAGUACUUUCUUUGAGGCACAGGACGCCCUCUCAGCCAUCCAUCAAAAACUAGAAGCGGAUGGAACGGAAAAAGUAGAAGGAUCCAUGACGCAGAAACUGGAGAAUGUUCUGAACAGAGCAAGUAACACUGCGGACACAUUAUUUCAAGAAGUCUUAGGUCGUAAGGACAAGGCAGAUUCCACUAGAAAUGCACUCAAUGUGCUCCAGCGAUUUAAGUUGCUUUUCAACCUUCCUCUAAAUAUUGAAAGGAAUAUCCAAAAGGGUGAUUAUGAUGUGGUUAUUAAUGAUUAUGAAAAGGCCAAGUCACUUUUUGGGAAAACGGAGGUGCAAGUUUUCAAGAAAUAUUAUGCUGAAGUAGAAACACGGAUUGAAGCUUUAAGAGAAUUACUUCUGGAUAAGUUGCUUGAGACACCAUCGACCUUACAUGACCAAAAACGUUAUAUAAGGUACCUGUCUGACCUCCACGCGCCAGGCGACCCUGCGUGGCAGUGCAUCGGAGCCCAGCACCGAUGGAUCCUCCAGCUCAUGCACAGCUGCCGGGAGGGCUGCGUGCGGGACCUCAAAGGGCCACCGGGCCUUCACAGCGCCACGCUGGACCUGGACGGCGACGUGCGUGCCUCCGUGCCGGGUCAUCUAGGCCAGACGGCGUCUCUGAAGAGGGGCAGCAGCUUUCAGCCUGGUCGAGAUGACGCAUGGAGAUACCAAACUCCCCACCGGGUGGCAUUUGUUGAAAAAUUGACCAAGCUUGUUUUAAGUCAGCUGCCCAACUUCUGGAAACUCUGGAUUUCGUAUGUUAAUGGAAGCCUUUUCAGUGAGACUGCUGAGAAGUCAGGCCAUAUUGAAAGAUCAAAGAAUGUAAGGCAAAGACAAAAUGAUUUUAAGAAAAUGAUCCAGGAAGUAAUGCACUGUCUGGUGAAGCUGCUCCGCGGGGCCCUGCUCCCGCUCAGCGACGCGGAGGGCGGAGGGCGGCAGUGCAGAGGCUGGGAAGUGAAGGCCGAGCUCUCUGGGCAGGGGCUCGCUCACGCCAUCCAGACUCUCAGGCUUACUUACGAAUCCUUGACUGCCCUUGAGAUUCCCAAUGACCUGUUACAGACGAUCCAGGACCUCAUCUUGGAUCUUCGAGUGCGUUGUGUGGUGGUUACACUGCAGCACACAGCGGAAGAAGUAAAGAGAUUGGCUGAAAAGGAAGACUGGGUUGUCGACAGUGAAGGCCUGACGUCCCUACCGUGCCAGUUUGAGCGCUGCGUGGUGCACUCACUGCAGUCGCUGCGAGACGUCCUGGAGUGCAAGCCCGGAGAAGCCAGCGUCUUUCAACAACCGAAAACCCAGGAAGAGGUUUGCCAACUAAGCGUCAAUAUCAUGCAGGUUUUUAUAUACUGUCUGGAACAGUUGAGCACCAAGCCUGAUGCCGAUGUAGAUACUGCACAUCUCUCCGUUGACGUUUCUUCUCCUGAUUUGUUUGGAAGUAUCCAUGAAGACUUUAGUUUGACUUCUGAACAGAGACUUUUGAUAGUCCUGAGUAAUUGCUGCUACCUAGAACGUCACACCUUCCGAAAUAUCGCAGAACAUUUUGAAAAGCACAACUUCCAGGGAGUAGAAAAAAUAACACAGGUUAGCAUGGCCUCACUGAAAGAGUUGGACCAAAGACUCUUUGAAAACUACAUUGAAUUGAAGGCAGACCCCAUCGUUGGCUCCUUAGAACCUGGAAUUUACGCAGGCUACUUCGACUGGAAGGACUGCCUGCCCCCAACAGGUGUCAGAAACUACUUAAAAGAAGCAUUGGUGAAUAUAAUUGCUGUGCAUGCAGAGGUGUUCACUAUUUCCAAAGACCUGGUGCCUCGGGUGCUGUCCAGGGUGGUGGAAGCAGUUUCUGAAGAGCUGAGUAGGCUGAUGCAGUGCGUCUCAUCCUUCAGCAAAAACGGAGCAUUGCAGGCAAGGCUUGAAAUCUGCACCCUGAGGGACACCGUGGCUGCUCACCUGACGCCAGAGAGCAGAUCCAGUUUCAAGCAGGCCCUGGAAGCCCUGCCGCAGCUCUCGAGCGGAGCGGACAGAAAGCUGCUGGAGUGGCUGCUGAGCCGGGUCAGGAGCAGCGUGCACCUGCAGCUGGCCUGCUUCCAGGCCCCCCCUCCGCCUGCCGUGAAGACGCAGGUGCCUUCCAGAUGACGCGCUCCCCCGAGCGCCCACAGCUGCAUGCUGCGUGGUGAAGCCUGCGGGAGACGGGGCGGCUCAGGCCUACACCGAAGCGUCCUCCGGGGCCUCCUGCAGCUUCCAGGGCACAUGGGGCAGCGAAGAGAGAGUCAUCAGGAAGUUACGUGCGAGCAUCUGGAGCUUCAGCUGUCCUAAACUGUGCAUCUGUGCUUAAAACCUUUAUUUCAUAUAGGUGGCUCCCGAUUCAGGUAGACUUUUAGAAACACGUGUGGUCUGAAUAAAAAGGUGUUACGUUUGG
Molecule: messenger RNA, 3565 nt
Organism: Balaenoptera musculus (blue whale)
Lineage: Eukaryota; Metazoa; Chordata; Mammalia; Artiodactyla; Balaenopteridae
Gene: EXOC2
Product: exocyst complex component 2
Exons: 29
Coding region: 493-3282 (929 amino acids)
Biological process (GO): Golgi to plasma membrane transport; exocytosis
Cellular component (GO): exocyst
Source: RefSeq, a predicted model, not a curated record